UUCUAAGGUUGCCCGCCUGAUCAGUUGUCACUUUUUGUCAAUCCUUUUCAAUACAAAAAUGGCUGCUGUGCAACAAAAUUUUUCGAAAAUGAUUUCGGGACAGCUUCGUAAUAAAGCAAAUGAGUUUCUUAACUCCAGAAAACAUGCGAACAAUCUUGCUGAUAUAUUGCAGAUGUUUGAGGUCGAAACAGACAAUUAUACGCCGCUAAUGCUUACAAUAGAAGUAAUAUUCACCGAACUAUUAAAACGGGGCGAUUUAGUCCAGGAAAUAGUUCCAUUAAAGCCUGCAGAACAAAGUCCAGAAGCGGAGUACACAAGAUGGCUUCGUGAAUGCUACGAGACUGCUCUCGCUCGUAUAUUAGCUUGUGUAAUGAAAGGACGCACAAAUUCUCGGCUGCAAGCUCUUGUCACAGCCUCCAAAUUACUGCAAGUUGAAGGGAAACACCCACUGGAGCAGAGCUCUGGAUAUUACUUCCCAUCGUUCAGAUUGAAGAACAUUUUCACAGUACUGUUGGACUCUGAUAUGUCCAUGUCAGCUCCAUUAGCACGUUUCCAAGAGUUCACAGAGUACAAAGAUGUGCAGCAGUAUGGACUGAAAGUUCUCUCUACCCUGGCAUAUCGGAAGUCUCCCACUACAGUCUACAUGCAGAAUUACUUGGAACUUCUUGACAAACUACUAAUCUCAGAGAUUGCCACUGAGACAAAAACUAAAAAUAACAAAGGUGGUGAUGACCAUGAAGAAGAAUUUAAAGUUCUAUGUGGCACAAAUGCCAAGGUGCCAUUCCCGUACAACCCGGGCGUGUGUCGUCGCUACGCCAACCGCUGCUGGAGCUUCGCGUGCCAGUGGCCGCUGUGCUCGGAGCCGCGCACGCACCGCCGCGCCCUGCUGCUGCUGGUGGAGCGCCUCAUGCCGCUGCUCAGCAAGCCGCACCUCGCCACCGACAUGCUCUGCGACAGUCUCGACGCCGGCGGUCCGAUCAGCAUGCUGGCGCUGCAGGGCGUGCUGGAGCUGGUGCGGCGGCACAACGUCGACUACCCGGACAUGUACGACCGCCUGUACGCGAUGUUCGAGCCGGAGAUGUUCGCCACGCGCUACAAGCGGCGCCUCAUGCACCUCGCCGACAUCUUCCUCAGCUCCACACAUUUGCCUGAGAGUUUGGUGGCGGCCUUCGCAAAGCGUCUGUCUCGGCUGGCGUUGGUGGCCUGCCCGGAGGACGCCGUGGGGCUGCUGCAGCUCAUAGCCAACCUGCUGCUCCGACAUCCGGCGUUGAAGCGCAUGAUCUGCUACGAAGAUACGCCCGCCAUCAUGUCGAGCGACCCGUACGUGAUGGAGGAGACGUGCGCGGCGCGCGCGGGCGCGCUGGGCUCGUCGCUGUGGGAGGUGGCCGCGCUGCGCCGCCACGCCGCGCCCGCGCUCUCCGCCGCGCUCGCCGCCGUGCUCGCCGCCGCCGACCCGCGCCCCGAGCCCUUCAACCUGUCCUCCGGGGACGCCAAGAUGUUUGAUGCUGAGUUGAAGAAAAGAUUCAAAACGAUCGAGAUGAACUUUAUCCGGCCUCAAGGUAUGACUGCGCCCUCUGGCGAACGUCUCAUGCAGUACUGGGAACUGAUGGCUUGAAUAUCGAAUCGAAAUAGUCUAUAAAAAUCCAGUGCGAGAAACCCGGUUAUCGAUACUAAUGUAGAAUUUAAACUUAUCGACUUUAGAUUCGUGUAAGUUAUUGAAAUGUUUAAAAAAUUUUAAAAUUCGAUAUAAUCCUCUCUUGUUAAAUAUAAUAAAUAUAUUUUUACACAGCCACAAUAGUCGUAGAGUGCGAAAGUCGAGUUUCGAAUUAAUCGAUACAAGUCAUCGAUUACAUCCCUGAUAUUCUAAAUGUUGCAUCGUCGUUUUAACGCGAACAACACUAAUGACAAAACACGAAACAUUGUUUCAUGUUUAAAUUUAACAUAACUUAUUCGGCCUACAUAUGGACAUACAUUACGGACUUGUUGAUUAAACAAAUCAUUGUACUGUAUUAAUCGUUAAGGACUAAAAAAAAAACGAAAUGAUCUUAUUAUCUUUUAUUCAGUGUGUGUGACGUGAUACAAACAUUUCAUUAAAACAGUUCAUUACCAAAGUUUAAAGUAAAUUACAUGUGAUUAGCGAUUGAGUUAUUUGAAUUCGAAAUUUAAUAAAAGCUCUAGUACCCCAGUUGUAUUAGGAUCGCUGGUUCGAUCCGAGCACCCGGAAUGUGCUUUAGUUACUGCGUUCGCGGACUUGUUAAACUUUUGAACUCAACACUUUGGACCAGAGAUUUUGAAAACGUUCAAACACGCAUACAAUAAUCUUAAAACGUACACACGGAGAUUACAUUAUCGUAAUAAGAGUACAGCAGUGGUAGUUCCAUUUUUCCAACUGGAAAGACGAAUGUAUUACACCAUACAGCCUAAUAUUUUGUAUACCCUAUUCUCUUUCUUGAAAAAUGAUAUGAAGAUGAUUAUUUUGAGACAUUAAUAAAUUGAGAUGACAUUAAAUGAGAUGUGAUGAUGAUGAUAAUAAUGUGAUGAAAUAAUAUUAUUAUCUCAGUAAAAUGGUGGUAAUUAACUAAGACUUUUUCAAUGGACUUUUUAAAAGAUCCCGAGAAACUACAUCCAGCGGCUUUGUUUCAUUUUCCCACAUUUGUGCACUUACACACAUACUAAACAGUUAAUAAACCACCGUUAUUAUACAUUGAAACCUGAAGAAACACUAAAUAGAUAAAAUAAAACAAUUCACACAACUUCGCUCCUCGUGUUCCCCCAAAAAGUCUCUCAUAGAGUACAGUUAACACAGGCGUUCUUUUUUUUCUCGUAUUAUCAAACGAUUGAGUGUCAACCGCCGGAUCCCGUGAUCAUCACAGCGUGGAUCCCGUUGCUCACCCUGAGAUGAUUUCAUUCUCAAUUGCAUUAGUAGAGUUGUUCCCUACUUCCACAUUACAAAGCAAGACACUUGGUGGCAGAAAUUGACAAAACAGUGCCACUAACUCUACUGGCUAAAAGUACAGAAAGUAGGAAUUGGGGAAAGGAAAUAAAAUUAUGAAGAAGAAAUACUGUAUUGCAGUAACUAGCUGUGAAGGUUUGUGUGCAUCGUCUCAUCAAUGGACUAUUGGUCUACUCAAGGUGUCUCUGGCCCAUGUGACGACCGCGUGCAAUCAUUACCCUAGCGCCCUCUAGUUUAGCGCGCGGUCAGAAUGGAAUAGGUCAAAUGUCAACAGCACCAUAUGUAAAACAGCGUGUAAAAUAAUAUAAAAUAAAAUAUUUUAUCGGAUCAUAACUCACAUGGGCGUUCAAAGGGUUAAUAUCAAAGCAUGGGCGGUUCUCGUUCGGAAUCGUCAAUCGACAAUGUCAUUGUCUUUGGACACUAACAGAGUUCUUUGAUGUCUGGCACUUUUUUUUCCUACCUAAUCUGAUUAGCCUUGAGAGGCUAUAUCAGCGUUGUCUCGCACGUUCACAUUAAAAGUAGAGCCGCAUGUUUUUGUUGAACGUAUAUUUAAGAUAGUUAAAAGUAAGAUUAAAGCAUUUGUAGCGAAAAUUGACGUUAAAAAAUUCACCAAAAAUAACUUUAAAUUAACAAAUACGAAAAAUGUAUGUUUUAGUUUUUAUACAAGACACAUUUAAUUUUUACUUUGAUGGUAUUUUUGAGACUUCAGUAAAACAUUAUGUAUUGAUUUCCUA
This is a messenger RNA of Bombyx mori (domestic silkworm), 3687 nucleotides long. RefSeq names its product nucleolar complex protein 4 homolog B. The record is from RefSeq and is a predicted model, not a curated record. Lineage: Eukaryota; Metazoa; Arthropoda; Insecta; Lepidoptera; Bombycidae. Gene Ontology annotation, cellular component: small-subunit processome; Noc4p-Nop14p complex; nucleolus. The transcript is spliced from 10 exons. The coding region runs from base 59 to 1615 and encodes 518 amino acids. Gene Ontology annotation, biological process: ribosome biogenesis.